UUCAGUAAUCAUUAAAAAAAAUGACAUCGACUGCUGAACUUUGACACAAAGUUUUGACAUGGUUUUGACAUCUGAUUUGUUGACAAAAAGUAUUAAAAAGUGGUAGUAAACACCAAAACACCUUAUUUUUUAGGUAAUUCAUUGAAGCUGGAGGAACAGUAGAUAUUUACAAAAAAGAAUAAUGUGGAUAUUUGGAUAUGGGUCACUUGUGUGGAAGGCAGAUUUCAAAUUUGAGUACAAAGUAGUAGGUUACAUAAAAGGUUAUUUACGACUAUUUUACCAACAUAGCAUCGAUCAUCGAGGUGUACCUGAGAAACCAGGCAGAGUUGUGACCCUAAUACAAAGCAGUGACCCAAACAGUAAAGUAUGGGGUGUAGCUUACAAAAUAAGACCUGAAGAUGCAGCCCAAGUUUCCAAACACCUGGACUUCAGAGAAAAGAAUGGGUACAGCAAGAAAACUGUCACAUUCCACCCUAAAGAUAAUAAUAUAGAACCAUUCCAAUUGACACUAUAUGUAGCGACGGAAGACAAUGAAUCUUAUGCAGGUGAAGCAUCUAUAGAAGAAAUUGCCAAACAGGUUGUAAGCUGCAAGGGUCCUAGCGGGACCAACAAGGAGUAUGUAUACAAUUUAGCGGCCGCCAUGAGAGAAUUAGCACCUGACGUUGAAGAUGACCACCUCUUCUCACUGGAAGCAGCUGUUAGGAGACUGGAUACAGAUACCAAAAAGACUUGAGUGUGAUAUUUUUUUAGUCUUAAUGUAGAUUAAUUUUGCUGUGAG
Spodoptera exigua (beet armyworm) is the source of this 778-nucleotide messenger RNA. Lineage: Eukaryota; Metazoa; Arthropoda; Insecta; Lepidoptera; Noctuidae. The record is from the annotation of a GenBank genome assembly.